GGAGCACGUCAGGAAAGCACACGCUAAGUUGCUGGGAGUUUAAGCGGCGCUUGCAAGAACGUAGAAUUGGAGUACCGGGACAGGGGGCUGCACUGCUUUAUUGCACUUUCUCUCUCUUUUUCUACCUCUCUCUCUCUCUCUCUCUCUCUCUCUCUCUCUCCUCGAGUGCUGGGUCUAAACGUGCAGUGGCAGAUAUGAACCUCACACUUAUCCAGACAUCACAAGCAUGUAGAACUCCAAGAUGAUGACAGCUGAGCAUUCAGUCAUGGAAGAAAUGAAGAGAUAAGAGAGAGGAAAAUAAUCCUGAGCUUCGAGCUUCUGUUACCAGAGGCCUAUUGAUUCAGAUUGGAACAUGACAUGUCCAUGUCACAGCCUGUGCAGAUAAGGAACAGCACGCUGAAAUAGCCACAUUGGCAUCAUGACUGAAGAGACUAAACAGUUCUUGGCUGCCAAAGAGUCGGAUAUUGAGUCCAAACCGCAGGAUAAGAGGGCUGUGGAGCACAAAAGUUUGAAAGAGUCCCCUGAGCACUUUCAAAAUGUGAGUUUGGAGCAACAGGCUUUGAACAAUCUUGCAAAGUUUGGAGAAAAAGAUAGGGACAGCACGCAGCAACGUGAGGCCGUUAUUCGGCCACAGCAGGCAGGAAAAAUUGAUUUUAAGUCACUGCAAAAUAAUUUGUUUAGUAGCAACAGAACAUGGCCUAGUGGUAAGGACAGCCCUCAGUCACCCAUUGGCAAAGGUCGGAACAGAGACAAAAGUAGAAAGUCGGGGAAAGGAGAGCGUGGCAACCCGCAGCAGUUGUACAGACUGAGUAUUAAAAACCCACGCUCAAAUCCGACAAUUGGAAUAGCCUAUCCACAGCAAAAAGUGUCACCUCCAAAGAAGCUUGAGUCCAGCAGGGGACCUGUCUCAGGCAGCUACCGGUUCCAUGUGCCAAGUAUUCCAGAGCGUGAGGCUGAGCUGCAACAGGAGGAGCUAAACUACAAUCGAUGCUUCCAGGAGGGCUCCCCCAACCUAUCUUCUCAAAGCUAUACCUCACAGGCUGUUGGCUCCACACCUGGAGGGCCUUCUCUCCAGAAUCAACCUACCACCCCACAACAGCAGCAACAGAAGUCCAGCACAAUCGAGAGCAACAGCACAAAACCUGGCAAUGAAAAUGUAUUCCCUGACUUUCAACUGAGUGAAACGGACACUUGGCAGUCUCCAGAUAGGACAUUUAGAAGCGCUAAUUUUAGUGUUACUUCUCAAAAGCCAAACAACCUUGUGGACUUGAACAAGGCCAAUGGUAGUUUUAUAUCUUUGCCAUUUCAGUAUGGAUACCCAUUGUUAGAGGAGUCAGCUCCAGAUCCCUUUCCCUGUGAUCAGAAUACCCAGUCCAAUGACUAUAUUGAUAUUUCUAAUCAGGUUUCACAUAAUUCCUUUUCCUUUCAGUCCUCUGGGGAGGGACAUGAGGUCAUGCAAACUAGCACACAGUUUGGUAGUGACCAAGCAGAGGACAGACAGUCAUACCAGUUACACCAUAAUCCUCCCCAGUACAUGCAGACUCCACAUGGUGUGCCACCUUCUGUCCCCACAAAUGAUGAGAGCUCGGUAUUAAGCACUCACCAAUCAGAUCAGAGUAAAAGUGUUCCAGAUAAAUCGGAUUCUUUUAGCCCAAUAGACAGCCGGGACACAGGCCUUGCAGUAUUGGGCAAAAGAGGCUGCCAUCAUAAAAAUGGCACCUCCAGCCAGAGAGUUCUUAUUCAAGGCAGUGUACAUCAUAUUAGGAAUAUUGCACAAGGCUCAAGUUCCCAGAUACCUGUAAUUAGUUCUCCACAUAAUGGUAUUCACGUUGGGCCAGUGCCUGUUGACAAAAGUGUCUGUAAACACCACAGCAGAGUAUCAAACCCAUGGGAAGGACCAAACAAAGCCUUUUCACCACCACUUAUAGACCCGAAUCCUACAUCUUACCCCUUUCAGUACCAGCCUGCACCAGAACAAAGACAAAACACUGGCAUUAAUGCACGUAUGCCUUGGCAGCAGACACGCUUCACAACUGCCUUGCCAAACCAUAACAGGAUUGAUCUUUCCAGACAACUGAGCAAUCAGCAGCUCUCUUUUUUGGUAGGCCAGUCAGACUGGCAAGAUGAUAGUAAGCCACACAAAACUAGCAACCAAAAAUGUUCUAACAACUUUCUCAGCAAAAAGACAAAUGAGGACUUCUCAAAUCAAAGGCAAGACAGUGUCAAGCAAGGUGGCAAUACAAUUCCACCCUGUCAUUUCACAAAUAAGGUGGACACAAAUCAAGGCCAAGUGGAUGAUGCCAAGAGUAAGUCAUUAUACUUUGGCAUGAACCACUCAGUGCCUGUGACAUCAUCAAGAAACUGUACCUACCCUCAAUUACAUGUAGCACCCAUAGGGCUAAGGAUGGUGUCUCCAUAUGAAUCUCCUUCACAUUCACCCACUCAAAAUCCAGCCUCUAGCCGCACAUGCUCUUCACUUUCACCAGCUUCCACAAACUCUGUAAAUAGUAACUCUGAUGACAGCCAAAUUUCAAAGGUUCUGUCCCCUCAGUUGUAUCACCAGCAACAGGAUAAAGUACUGAUUUCAUCCAAUAACCUCAACACUAACCAGCAUCAUUACCAUUCCGACACAUCCAGAGGCUUGUACUACAAACAAGACAGAGCCAAAGAGAACAUUUUACAUUUCAUACCAAAUAACAGGCAGUCAAAGCCCACCAUGGACAAUGGGAAAGGUUGUUUAGACACCUACAGAACAGAGCACCAUCCUCCACCUCCAUACUCCUCCCACCCACUACUCGCCACAUCAUUAGCCACAGCAAACCUUGACCAACUGGAUGUGCUUCUGACAUGCAAGCAAUGUGAUCAAAAUUUUAACAAUCUUGCCUCUUUUCUUGACCAUAAGCAGUACUGUGGACAGCAUACAUUUGCACAAAAUGACUUAAAAGACAUGCCAAAAGUGGAGGAUGCAAGGAAAUAUCAGACAGACCACACAAAAGCCAUGUCAUCAGGAUCCAGUUAUGCAAUUUUAAGGAGCUCUUCAGACUUGCAUCUGUCUCUGCUUGGACUUAACAAAAAUGGGGAGAUAUUGCCAGAUAAUGAAACUAGAGGAGAUAUAAAAGAUGAUCCAAUGAAACUGAUGCUACCAUCUGCACCCUUGCCUGACUUAGAGAUGGAAGAUCCCAAACUGGAUAGCCUUAUCACAGAGGCUUUAAAUGGACUAUGUUAUCAGUCAGACAAUGCAGAGAUUGAUAGCAGCUUUAUUGAUGCAUUUGUUGAUGAUGAUCUUACCACUACUAAAUGCACAUCAACAAGACAGACUCUGACAAAUAAAGACUCAACAGUGUUCGAAGGAAGAAUUAACAAUGAGCCAACAUCCAGUGAAAGACCUCAAGCACAUAGAAAAUAUCCAUUUGAUUCAGAUUUAGACAGCCUUUGUUCUGACAGGAAACACACAGAAAACCCUUUCAAAGUAAAUCAAUUUGAGUCAAUGCAAAAUGAAGGUCUUAAAAUGGAAACCUUAACAACAGAUUCAAAUUCACAAGAGUCCAGCAAACAAUUUGAGUGGGGAACAAAAUCAGAAAAAGUAGACCAGGAAAAUUAUGAUUCUAAGUUUCUAUUAUCAAGUAAAUUUUCUGCAAGAUCUGGGCUUAAAAGCUUUCAAAGCAGUACAGCAUUAGUUAAAACAUGUCCUAGAUCCACCUCUGCCACCAAAAGUCCUACAGCUCAGAAACCAAUAGCAACAGAGGGAAAAAGAAAAAAGACCAUUGGGGGAAGCUGGAGCAAAGAGCUUAUUCACAAAAUUGUUCAACAAAAGAACAAGUUGCACAAACUGCAUGUAAAAGGCACAAAAAACAUGCAGUUUUCACUUGUGAUGGAAAGAGUGACUCCCGCAGUGCAGAACCCUACUUUCAGGGAGUAUGACUAUGUUUCAGACUCAGAUGAGGACUGUGAGCCUGUGAAGAUAGCCAGUCAGGGGCGCCUCAGUCAGAGCAUUCGCUGCAAGUACACUUACACUAAAGAAUGCAAGGGGAGGAUUCAUGCUGACAAGAGCCGGGAAAGUUCAUGGAAACAAAACAAAAAUGAAUGCUUUGAAGCCAAGAACGUUUUGGAUGCCUCUCCAUCAUUGAUAAAAGAAACUCCUGGUCACCAGAGGCUGCGAAGACGGAGCAGUAGGUCUUCCACGAGCAGUGAAUUAAGCACAUCUAUAAGUAUCUGUAGCGAUAGCAUUAACAGCCCCAAAAGUACUGAUCAUACAGAUUCUGAAUCUGAGAAAAGAUUGGAAGUUCAAGGGAAAGAUGAGGACUCCCUUGAGCAAAAUGGGUACGAGGACUCUCCGCCAAGUAUACGGAAAGAGUCAAGCACAUCACUGGCUUUGACCUUCACAAAAAAUACAAAAAGGUACAGCACUGAUAAGAUAUUACUCUCUGAACACAAGGAUAGGUUCACUACUUCAAAAUGCUCAAGCAUUAUCUGUAAAACUGAAGAGACCGCAUCUGAGCAUACAAUGACCAAAAGCACUGUCAGCCUUGCAAGAUAUAAAACCACCCUUCUAGAAAUAGAAGAAAAAGGGGACCACUAUGGUUUUGAGACAGGAAUUCUUGCAACCACCGAACAGCCAUUCAAAAAAGAUUAUCCAAAUAAUAUCACAUCUCCCAGAGGGUCUGACAUAGUACUGAAUCCAAUGGAAACCACCAACAAUAGGGAAUCUAUCCAUGCUUUUAAACAAAAAAAAGAUGUUACAUCAAAGGGUAAAUCCCACAAAAAGAGAAAAAACAGUUCUGAAUCCUCAGCGUCCAUUUUGGAGACAAGCAGCAAUGACAAUCCAUCCAGUGAAGAAUCAAAGAAAAGCUUGAGUGGUCUAUACUCUGAUCCCCCAACUCUUUGCAGUUCACUCAUGGACAAAGUGUGUUUAUUACCUUCAAAAAUGCACAAUACUUCUGCACAGAAGGAUAGUCAAUGUCUUAUGCCUUACACUUCAGAACAUGAUCAGAGUCUAAUAAAGUCACCCCUUUCUUUUGACACAACGUCAAUGUUUGGUGACCUUUCUGUGGGAGUUUUUGAGAACAAUCUUUAUCCAGAGAUUCAGCUUGCCAAAGAGAGCUUUAGUCCUUUGGAAACCACUACAGAUAAGAAGGAACUGUUUGAAUCAUCAUUCUCACCAUUCUUUGAGCAAAGAGACUGGAAUCGGAUGGUUGACGUUACUCCAGAGCUUCCAGAAGAGAUUUCUCAGUACAAAGAGGACUCUGACUCCAAUGAGAAUGAGACCAAUUCUAGCCAUGUACCCUUCUCUUUGCCUGAAAGAUUAAUGGACUACAAUCCAAAUCUCAACAACAGCAUGUCAGUAGAUGAUCUGGAAAUAAAAAGGAUUGUUACAGAGCUUGAGAGUCAGCUCCAAACAGCUAAGCUAAGCAGCCCUCCGCCAUUAGACAGUGAGUUACCAAAACAGCUGACCAUGAGUAAAUUUUCUCCACUGAGACUUGACCCUGAAAGUGAAGAUGAAGACAAUGGCUUGGAGAUGAACUGUCCCUCAGAAAACAUACCGAUUGCUCCAUCAGUAGACUCGCAUGCACCAAUGUUCCCAGAAUCAGACUUAUCAUGGUCUAGCCCCCUCCAGUUUGGGUUGAUGUGUGUUCAACAAGGUCUUCAUACUCCGACACAUUCCUCUACUAUUAACACACCAACUGAAUCAGGACAUGACCAUUUGGAUUUAAAGGACAACAUGGGGCUGACUGAUCUGAACACAGCAAACUGUCUACCUUUGCAUGUAGAGGACAAAAAUGAGAGGAGCGAGUUCUUGGAUAUUGCCACCACCAGCAAGUCAGAAGAGAUGCUUGAACAUGAAAUGUACACAGAAAAUCUGAUAAAAAGCCUGGAAGUGAUCUCAGAUUCAUUAUCUUCAGGGUUCACAUCACCUCAAUCAUCACCUAAUCAAGAGUGCGGGGUUCUCGAGGAGCAUGAAAAAUCAGACAAUGAAAAAUCAGAAAACAGUGAUAAGUCUAAAAACAUUGAAUUUAAAAACUCAGAAGCAGAGCUGACAAAUUUUUCUAUGGAGACAAACAUGUUAUCAGAUCAACUACAAGAGUCAUCAACCAGUGGCAUUGUCAGGUCAAAAACUGACAAUGGAGCCAAAGCCAGCCUCACGGAGUGUAGUAAUGUCACUCUUCACAAUGGCGACUUAGUAGUUAAAGAACAUCAGCUUACUGAGAGCUCCUUUGAUAUUCCUCAAAUUAAAUGCUGUGUGGAAUCCAAGGAAAUAGACUCACAGACAUCUGUAGUCUGCACUGAUGGACAACAUUGUAAGUCUUCUGUCAUUCAAGCUGAUAAUACUGAGACCGAAAUACUGUUGGGUGUAAAAGACGUAAAAGACUUGAGUCAAGACUAUAAAAUAUCCCACCUCUCAACAUCCACAGCCACACUAAAAGAUGAAAAAACUAUGUGCGUAAAAGAAGAGAGGCAAAAAUUUGAUGGUGAGGAGUCAGUUCUAAUUGUGGUACCAGAAACCAUUUAUAAAAAGAAUGGGCAUUCCUGUAAUAAAAUAAUGGGAACAACAGACAAUCGCUCUGAUACAGACAUCCAGCCACAGCUUUCAAACAUCAAGUCUCCUUGCAGUGAGGACCAUUUGUUGACCCCUCCACAACAUAGCAGGACUUGUGAAAUUAAUACACAAGUGGCUUCUCCUAAACAUCUCCCUGUGGGUCAAGAUGACCAUGAAUUUACAGACAGCGUGAAAAGAGCCACACCUGAAAUGACAUUGUUUCCUGCACCAGAAUGUGAAGAGAAUCAACAAAAUAACAUUGAUCAGAUUCCUGAACAACAAACUGUGAAUCAUCCCCCACAGUUUUCUCACAACUCUAUUCAAAGCCCUUCUGAGCUGAGCGGUAACAGUCCAGUACCAGAUGGCUUGAAUGAUUUUUACACAGUUAGCCCUGCACUCAGGAAAACCAGACCAGCGCUGGAAGACAAAAACUCUGAGGACAUAAAUAUUGGCAGGUCAUUAGAAACUUUUGAUUCAGCAGCAACAGGAAUAGAUAAUUCAUUUAUUCCCCAUCUGAAUUUAGUAGAAAUCACAGAGAGUAAAAUGUAUAGCCCUGUGACACAGUUGCCUGUGGACAGCACCUCAAACCAAUCUUUUGGUUAUACUUCUGAGUAUCCUGAGGUUCUGGAUGUCUCUCAACAUAAAGGUUCACUGUAUGAUUUGAAACUAAGCCCUAUGCAUUACAGUGAAACAUGUUUCAGGGACUACAACUUCACCUCUAAAUGUUUAAACAAAGGAGAUGCCCAAUCUGAAAUAAAAUCACGCUCCACAGACAAUUACAUUCUCAGUUCUUGUGCUCAUUCUCUUGAUAAACCAUUGCCAUCCAACACACAGCAUAAUGCAAAUAGACAUGAGCCAGAUAUUCAGGGUCAUGUGAUUGGACUUAAUAUACCAGAAACCUCCAGAAAUGACAAUACUGACCAAACUGAUAUUAAAUAUUCAUUUGUCUCAGCUACAUGCAGUAAUUAUGCUAAUGACGUCAUUCCAGUUGACUCUGAACUCAAAAAACUUCUCCAAAAUGAUAUGAAUGGUGGUCAUGUUCCACUUGAAACAGUUGAUUACAUGGAUACUCCCCUCAACCUUCUGAAGAGAGCUGAUUCUGAGAUGCUGGAUAAUCAGAUCAUUACCAAUAAGAAUGAUGCACUGUUGCAGAGGUCCACUAUGUCAGAUAUUAAGGAAACACCUAAACCUUUGAUAGAUCUUACGUGUCCACCUGUCCAAGAUGAAGGACGGUGUUCAAAGCCAAGUGAGACAAAAACCUCACCAAGAAAGGGUGGAACACUGAAUGCCGUUCAAAUAAAAUUUCAGUGUGAAAUAUGUGCAAUGUUCUUUCGUACUCUGCCUGGACUUAAAAGACACACAGCCAUGAAGCAUGUAGUAAAGAUGGAAGGGAUUUCCAUUGAAAAUGGAACUUACCCAGUUGAAAAAGCUCUGAAAGAUGGCAUGGAUGAUAUGGUUCCAGCAGUUCUUUUGCAUGCAAACAGAAGUAAAAUCCAAGUUGGACAAAAACAUCAGGCAGAUCCACCUCUGAUUUUUGAAGAAAUUGCAAGCAAUGUGGACGUGACAAAGAUCCCAGAAUGUCUUGUUAUGGAUCAGGCAACAACUGUAAGGGAAAAAGCUAAUAAAAUCAGCAAAGUAAGGAAUAACAAUAGCAUGGAAAUCAGCAGUGAAAUGUCUGCUCCAAAAUUGGUAAAGAAAGACUCUUUUUCAAAUGAAAUGCUCAACAUACUUAAAAAUGAUAUAUUGCAAGCUAUCUCUCAGGAUGUCCCCUCAAUUGUGCAUGAAAACUGUCCUAGGUCACCUGAAAAUCAGGGCCCAAAUAGCAGCCAUGACUAUCAGAAUGUCACUGCGAGAGAAGAGCAUACGAGCAUUGGAACUGUCAGCACCAAAGAGCAAAAGGAAGAAACUUUUACAGAACAGUCCAAAAUGUAUAAGAAAGAAGUUACAUGUGAUGAUGAUAUUGUGAAAAAGUACUGUGAUAUUCAACCGAAAUAUGUUCACACAGAAGAUAUCCAAUAUCCACUUGUGGAUUCCAUCCUGGAUAUCAAGCAUGAGAGCACUUGUUCUCUCACAGAAGACAGCCACGCACUUACAGGUACUCCAGGACUAGGACGUAAUCUGAAGGCUUUAUUUGAUGACGAAAGCACUUUUUCUCAGUUAUUUCCAAGAAAUGAUGACAGGAAAAGGAAAAAAUGUACACGGGUCUAUGGUAAAAGCAACAAAAAGCAAAAACAACUAUCCUGUUUAGUUCUAGACCAUCCUCCCAUUAGUGACUUUAUUGAUAAAUGUGAGGAGUCUAAAGAAAACAAAAUGGGCCAAAUGUUUACCAAUGACAAAAAUGACCAUUGCAAAUAUGAAACCAUAUCAAUUGAUGAUGCUAACUUGCAAGAGAUGAGUCACAAAAGCUCAGUCAAGAGCUCCAUAGAGAACACUUGUCACUUAAAAGAUGGCCUAAUGGAUCAUCAGGCUGGAUAUGAGGACAAUGCAUUAACUUGCAUUACUUAUGACACAAUUAGGCAACCCUUGGUCCAUCAGGAUGAAUCAGAAGGCACAGUCACAGAGAACACAGUGUCAACAGUUCCUCAGGAAGAUUGCAAACCAGAGGUUCCUGCUCAAACUUGCCCACUCCAACUGGUCUGUGUCCAAGAAAAUGCCUCUUCUAGCAUUGAGAUACCAAGCCUUGAUACUUCAAUUCAGCUUCCUGUACCAUUUUCUGAGCCUGGGAAGGAUAUACCAUUGGUUGAGACCAUUGCAAGCCCUGAACUGAAAGAUCCUUUAAGAUCUUGCAAAAAACCUACAGAGCGGAAGUGCAGAAAACGCAUUGAACCUGGACUGAAACCCAAGGAUAAGCAGUACAAAUGCAAGGUGUGUUUCACAUGGUUUCUCACUUUAGGUGAACUAGAUUUCCACAAGCUCUCUCACAAUCCAUCACCUCCUCCAACUUGCUAUAUGUGUGUCCAACGCAAAUUUAGCUCCCGUGAACAGCUUCGGGACCAUCUCAGGGAGAAACAUGCCAAGAACAAAGCAGGUGGUUGGAUUUGUGGCAUGUGCUUGAAAGAAAUCUCAGAUGUCUGGAUGUACAAUGAGCACUUGCGAGAGCAUGCCACACAAUUUGCACGAAGAGGACAGUCUCAGAGUUCCCUCCUGGAUAUUUCUGGGUGUUUUAUGCAGCAAAAUGCUGUGAAGAACUUCAUAUCUUCAAUUAUGCUGCAUCGACCCAACAAACCUGCGAAAGGAGACACUGUUAAACCAUCAUCUAAAUUGGAGAGAAAAGCUUCUUUGUUAGUAAAUGGGCAAGAGCCAAAGAUUCCAGAAGAGGUUGAUUCCACAGGUCUGAAGAUUAAAAUGCAUAUUGAGGGAGCAGGUAAACAUUGUGCACUGACAAUGCCUGAUGUUCUACCUAAAGCAGAGACUUCUUUAAAAAAUGCUGAGAUACAUUCUAAUUGCAAAGAUCCUUCAAGGGACUGUCACCACUGUGGCAAGCAGUUUCCAAAGCCCUUCAAGCUUCAGCGGCACUUGGUUGUUCACAGCUUGCAAAAGAUUUUCCUGUGUCACAAAUGUCCAGUGUCCUACCCAGAGGCAAAGGAGCUUAAAGAUCACAUGAUUAAGGAGCAUGAGGAGACAGAUGAGCUAGACUCAAAACACACUACACUGUAUACUUGUGAACUUUGUGCAGAUGUUAUGCAUGUAAUCAAGAAGUCCUUCAUAUGCAGUUCCUGCAACUACACUUUUUCGAAGAAGGAACAGUUUGACCGUCAUAUGGAAAAACACCUUGCUGGAGGGAACAAGACCUUCAAGUUCAGGGGAGUUGUGAGGCCUUGCACGCCUUUUAAUUCUAAUGUCGAUAAAUCUGACAUGCCACCGAGCAAGAAGAGGAAGGCAACCGAGAGCAGCUCAGACAAAGUCAUUGUCUCCACGCCGUCACUCAGCUUAAACAAAAGUACUGACAUGCAAGGCAUGAAGUCAGUGUUUCCCAUCAUAGAGACAACUCCAAAGAAUAGUACUGAUGAGCAUUCUACUGAAACAAACAAUACCAGUGUGAAAAUUGAAGAUGAAGCUGAGGACUUCCCUGAGGUUUUCAGGGAAAUUGCACAGUGUCCAACGCCAACAAACUCUGUUGAACAGAGUCUUCUCACAACAGAGAUGAAGAUAGAGGACGAUAACUGCUCCCCAUCUCAUGAAAUGCAAGAGUGUGAGAACAGGGAGGUCAAUACAAUUGAUAAAGAAGCUCAGACAGAAAUUUGUGAUGUAAAAAUGGAAGAUGAUUGUUGUGCAAUUCCGAAUACAUUGCUUGCUUCAGAGAGUGACAUCAUUGAGAGCAAUACAAAAUGUAGCGGAAAUGACACGGUGGAGACAUAUCCCUCUGUAAACCUUGAAAAUGCAAGUGAACAGGUGGAAAUAAGGGACUCAAGUAGAUACAUACAAGUUUGUAGUCAAAUUAAUUUAAGCCCACCAAAACAAGACAUCCAAGGCCUCUCAUCUUGCAUUGAUUUUGACCUCUCAUCUGAGAAGCAGAUUUCAGUUGAGACAAACCAAUUAAUGCAGGAUCAAACAAUCGAGUAUUCAUUUUCUACCAAGAGAAGUGAGACUAAACAAGAAGCUCACACAGCGCAUAACAGUGAACAGCCAUCUGUUCGUCUGGUUAAGCAUAUAACUGCCCCCAAGUCUGUGGAUAAUGUGAAACAAAGCCUUGAAAAUAUCCCAAGGUGCCUUCGUACAACUGAUGCUGCACUAUUACGUCACACCAAUAUCUCUCACAACUCCACUCCAAGUGAAGACAAGGACUCGACCAAGCAACAAAAGAAGAGGAAAGAACUGAAGUCACCUCUCAUUUUUCAGAGAACACCAUCCCCAACUGCAAGGGAAAAUCUUGGCAUUGACCAAAGGGUCAAAAAGAAGUUCAGACCCAGUAGGUGUGAAAAUAUUGAUGGGCAAAGAAAAAAUGAUGUUCACAAUGACUAUCCAGUGCUUACAUCAGUAAAGGAUGACACAGUCAGCAAUAAAAUAAUCUCCAAAAACAAAAUAGGUUCUUCUAAUCUGGGCCUUCACCUAAAGAAAGGUUCUGUAGAUAGUUUUUCACCAAAAAAGGUGGAGAUUGUACGUCACUUUAAUGGGGAUUGCAAAGGGAAAAAGAAUGUUUCUGGGAGACCCAUUCAUUCUCCUUCUUCCAGGAUGUCUACCCUGAACAAUUCAUUUAAUAAAUCACGGUCCAAACCAGGGGUCAGAUCCAUAGAAACUCAUUCAUAUCGUACGGCAGAGUCACAAAACAACCUCCUCAGCCAGCUGUUUGGCCAAAGACUGACUAGCUUUAAAAUUCCUUUAAGGAAGGACACUUCUGAAUCUAUUAAUUAAGGAUUAGAUGGAUGCUAUAAACGAGGAGGUCAUUAAAUUAUCCACUAGGCAUGUGAUUGAGGCAGUUUAUUCAUGAGACUAGGAUUGUAUGACCCUGCUCUGUGAAAUCAUUUAACUCCAUGUUGAGUCACUUUAUUGCAUUCCUUUUGUAAAUGUGUAUUUACAUAUAUGUGAAGACCAACAAUGAAAUGUAUAAAUAUAGGAUGAUUGUUGGUUACAAAUAAGUUUAUUUUCUCUAUUUUAUAGUUGAGCAUUAUCUCUAAGAGACUGUAUUUCAACAACAACAAUUAAAUAGUUUUUAGGAAAAAUGUUUACUUGAAAAUGAACUGAAAAUAUUUGUUUUCCAAAUAAUGCAUGACACUUUUGCAAUUACAAGUUCUAAGAUGUUUUUCUAGCAACAGGACCAAAGGACAUCCUAAUUCUGGAUCAUGUCAGUGUGCCUAUUUUAUAUGCUUCAGAGCAUUACUCUUUCAUACUCUUUUACUUUACUGUAUUGCUGAGACACUCAUUAGUAUUAGCUUUUGUAUCAACACUAAUUGGUGCUAUAUUAUUUUAUUAUUAUUUGUGUAAUGUGAACGCAAUGUCUUAUAACUGAAGGGAACAUGUAGCAAUUAUAUAAUCAAAUCAUUGCUGGUACUCAACGGUUUCAGAGAAUAUUAAACAAAAUUACUGUGCAAGAUCAGUCCAAAGAAAGGGUUCAUUCUUUCCUAAUUUGAUCUUUUCAGAAGAAAUAGGAAUAGCAUUUUCUUUUCAAAAACUGAAUUUAGUUUGAUUUAAUCAAUAAUAUGAACUCAGGUGCUAAUGAUAAUUAUUGGGCAUGAAACCCUUAGGAAUUCUUCCCAUGCACUGAUGUUUCCAUACACAAACCCCACAAAUGAUCAUCUGUCCCCCAGUUCUUUAAUUAUUCCUAUUUACUAGAGCAAAAAGGUGCUUUUUUUGUGUUUAUAUGUAUCUUAUAUUGUACAAUAUUGUAGGUAGAAUAUUUCCAGUGCAAUGCAUUAUGUCAAAGUUCUAUUUUAUUAAAAGAUGAAGAGAAUAAGGAAAGGGAAAUAAAAAGCCUCAUGAAGGCUCAUGAGUGGAUCACAAAGUGUAUCAUAUAAACUUGGUUAAUAAAACUUUUGC
This is a messenger RNA of Xyrauchen texanus (razorback sucker), 13009 nucleotides long. RefSeq names its product zinc finger protein 469-like. The coding region runs from base 419 to 11887 and encodes 3822 amino acids. The record is from RefSeq and is a predicted model, not a curated record. NCBI's taxonomy places the organism in Eukaryota, Metazoa, Chordata, Actinopteri, Cypriniformes, Catostomidae. The transcript has 3 exons.